Manis javanica (Malayan pangolin) is the source of this 11802-nucleotide messenger RNA. The record is from RefSeq and is a predicted model, not a curated record. Lineage: Eukaryota; Metazoa; Chordata; Mammalia; Pholidota; Manidae.
UUGAAAUGAUGCGGGUGCUUUCAGAAGCUCAGGAAGAACUGAUUAAUACAAGAACAAAGACCAAUAAUUGUGGGAAUUUUGCUGUCCUGGUGGAUCUUCAUAUAUUGCCGCAAGGUUCCAACAAAGAUACCAGCUGGUUUUCUGAACAGAAGAAACAGGAAGUCUGUUUAUUGUUAAGAGAAACUAUUGAUUCAAGAGUUAAAGAGUACUUGGAAGUUCGUAAACAGCACAGACCGUCAAAUGCAGAAUUCACAAGAUCCAGUCCCUUGUCCUUAAAAGGUUAUGGCUUUCAAAUCACAGCCUAUUUCCUCAAGAGAGGGAUACACCUUCGCUGCUUUGCGGGAUCACAGAGUGCUGAGCUUCGUGUAUUCCCCGAAAGAUUUGUGGUCUGUGUAAGUCAGCUUUCAUUCAGUCGUGAUCUCGUGGCAAGUCGGAAUGAAGAACUGGUAUACAGAGCUCUCUGUGGUGUGUCUCAUUAUUUUGCUGAGUGCACAGAAAGUCCAUUUCCUCCUGGUUCAAAGCUCAAGAGACAUGUUUUAAAAGAAACAUAGGUUCAUGUGAAAAGAACUGAAAUGAAAAGCGUCAUGAGCAAAUAACGGAGCAGCAGGGACAUUGUGGCAACAGCUAGUGACUCAGUGAUUGCAGAGAUAGCAAGGAGGGGUGACAGCCAGGCUUCAUCCAGACCCCUGUUGGAGUCCACCAGACAAGCAAGGGAUUACAUAAAGGCAGCUGAGAGCCACUGGGGACUUUCUGUUCAAAAGCUGAGAAAUGUUCGUCAGGCGCAGCCAGAAGACAUCAGCAGCCAGCAAAAACCUCAUCCUGGGGAGCGGUUAGAGACGGGACUUCGAAGCGGGAGCCCUGUCUGUCGCUGUGAGUCAGCAUCACCAGGUCCAAAUUAAAGUCCACGAGGGGCCGGAACACAACAGAAAUGCAGGAACUGCAGUUCUGCAGAAGACGUCGACCGCCCCAAGAGCAUUUCUCUUGGAAGCGAUCGAUUGGUCCUGAGAGAGACGGCAGUGGGAGACGGCAGAGCUGCCAGGGUUCUCCCAACUUGAGAGCAGUUAGAUCCGGAGUUACUUUUGAAACAAGACUUGGCACAAACCUCGUCUAAUGAAGAGUUGCAUGUUUUGCAAACUCUGUCCCCCAAACAUCUUGCAAAAACUGAGCCAGGGAAGGCACAGCAAACCGGCUCAGUCACGAACAGGAAGUUACCCACAAUCCAGGGCAGUCCAACCAAGGAAAGAAAGAAGCACAAAAGAGGCCACUGACUGGAGAGGAUGGCAGUGUCGUGGGUGAGAGUAUGGUGGCCUCGCCUUUGGAGGGGCGGGCAGCAGUGUGUAUAGACGCUGUGAUCGUUGAGGGAUUAGCAGGAUUGUUUUAAACAGAAAAUAGGUAUUUGUGUUAGGGCUAGCUUUCUAAGCGGUCACCUCCAGGAGGCCAUGUGCUUUUUCUCACAGCACUGCCACUCUCUCGUCAUACUUACACCUGUCUUCAGAAAGUUAAACAGCCAUUUGCCUUCUCAGGGACAACACCGCUUGUCAAAGAGCCACGUGAAGAAGCCAGUCAGCUGUCUCUGUGGCACGUCACUGCCAACCAUGUGCCGGGCCCUGUAAGGCCAGGCAUGGUCUGCAGUUCAGUUCUGGGACAGUUGAUCCUCCCUUUCCUCAGCCCGAGCAGGGUGGCAGUGAAGGGACAGGCUAGUGGUUCUCCACAUCUGCUCCUUGGACCAGCACCUGGAAUGUGUUAGAAAUGCAGCUCAUGGACCCCACCCAGGCCUUACUGACUGAGGAACUCUGGGUGAUCCUGAAACGUGUUCAAGUUUGAGAACCACUGGACUAAUUGGAGACUCCCUAGUGUUUAUUUCCUCCAACCUGACUAGCAUGGCAUCCAGUCAAUCAGCUGGGGCCCAUGUGAGGACAUGCACACCUGCUCCCUCAAACUUGUAAAAUACCUGGCUUCAGUGUAGGAGUUGCUCUGUUCCCAGGCUCUACAGCUUGGUGUCUACAGCCCCAGGAUGCUGUUACUUACCCUAAGAAUUGCUGGCAAUUGAGAAUUAAAAAUUGAGUACAGAUAACUCAGCCCAAGAUUAGGGAAGACAUGGGAGAGGCUUCCCUGUCCCUGCCCUUGCCCCCACCUCCAAGAUUUUGGUUAGGCUCAGCAAGGACUAGACCCCAAGGGGAAUACAGUGGUCAUAGUUUCCAGUUUCCCAUUUGCAAGAUCUCACAGGCAGUUUAGAUUUCAAAACAGGAACCUUCCAUUUGUAGCAUCUCCCUCUCUUGUUUCCAGUGUGCUUGCUGAAAUGUCACAUAGUGAAUCAUGGCCAUGACUUAAUUUUGGAUGGACACCUACACUAAAGGUUUUUUUAACCCAAUUUCAUUCUAAAAUAAGGAAAAGACCAUACUCAAAGGCUACCCAUUGAAUGUAUCUUUUUCUGCUCAACUUUGGGUGGUCCUUAGAAGUAAUAACUCCCUAGUAACAAGGAAAAUCAAGUAUUUCCCAGAAGUGUUGGAGUUAGCAGAAAAAUGACCCAGAAAAAGUCCAGUGAAAUAAAAAAACAUGAAAACAGACACAGUGUAGGUCCAUGCUCAAGACUAUAAUUAGUGGUCUCUCCCAGCUCAUUCUGCCUUUCCCCACUUGUAUUGUAGAGUAAGACUCAUUAAGAGGCAACCAAGUUUCAUAGCACCAUUUUGGAUCGUGAAGUUUAGCCUUGAUCGCCAUGACUGGUCAUGGAUGUAGAUGCUGUUCCUUUGCUGCUCCAGACCCUUUCUGGAAAACCGUCCGCUUCCUGUGGUCCAGCCUCACCAGCCCCACCAGGAACGUGGCCCUGCCCACUGUUGACCUUUCCUUUUCCCUCUUAGGUUUUUUUCCUACCCGCUAGCUGACUCCAGUCAAAGGGUUCUAUAGGAGAAAAGGGAGCCCAACAGAAUGAUAAUCACAGUAAGGCAGAUUCUGCUCAUCCAGUAGAGGUAGACUGCACAGAAUGGAAACCUCCUGAGAAAAUGCUGGAACUUUGAUUUCCAUGGCCCAUUGGGGGACCUUUCUCUUAGGGUGGCCGGUUUUCUAGGUGGGCUCUUCACUGAUGGCAGACCACAGUGUGUCAUCUAAUUUUCUUUAACAGAAACAGCUAUUGGAACAGUUUAAACAGGACACAAAUAGUAACCCAAGUGAUAAACCGAGUAACAGCAAGCUCCCUGGAAGAGUCUGGAAUAAAAAGGACAGCCAUUCAGGAACAGUGGCUGCUGCCCGUGCCAGAGCUACAAGGAGAUGGUUGCACUGGAGGCACCAGAGCAAAUUUUUCUAAUGAAAUUAACUUCUUUUCAUUAACCUGGGCCCUGUGAUUAAACCAAUACUUGUAAUGAUUUCUUUCAAGAAAAGUCUUGGCUUUGAGAUUCAGUAUAUUUGUGAAAAUAGCAAUUACUGUGACCACAGAAGGAAAAUGACCACUGUGGUUGCAUAUUGACAUGGCCUUGCUCAUGGCCACCAUGUACAUGGGGUUUUAACCAGAUUGACAGAGGGAACAGGGCUCCACUUCUGUACUGUGGCACGUGUUUGAGGAACUUGGCCGUUAUGCAUUUCCUUCCAUGUGUAUGAAACACCCCUGGAUCUCUUUACUUGAGUGGUUGUAUGUUUCCUUGGAUAUUUGAAAGUACAAAGUGGAAAAUGACUGCCAGGUUUUAUUGUCACUUAUUUAGAUGGGAAAUGAAGAGUUCUCUGCUGCUGGGAGUGAUAAUGUGUUUUGAUAUUCUUAAUAAUCUUAAUAAUUCAGCAUCUGAAAACCUGAGACUCCGUCAGUAUUCUUAGUCAAAAAGAAAAAGUUCUUCAACCACUUAAUAACCAAAUAAAAUUUACAUUCAUGUCCUGGAAUUCUGAUGUUUGGAAGAAAUGUGAAUCCAAUUUGAUUAAUGUUACAACUUAAACUCCAUAAUUUUCUCAGUGUCAUGGCUUCUAAGUCACAUCCAUGUGCUUUCAAGUGAUUUUUAAAAUAGAUUGAUGUGGGUUUUUUUUUUUAAUGUCUGAGAAAAGUCAGUGUUAUUUUUCUAAUGCAUUUUUUUCUUUGUCCCAGGACGUUAACUGUCAUCCAUAUAUGCAUUUGUUAAAUGUAAAGGAGUGAGCAUUCGGGGGAGAGGAGUGAGUGUUGCACAUUUUUGCUCAGUUUUUUAAUGUUGAAGAAGGAGGAAAUACAUUUCAUUUUAUGUAAAGCAAAAGUCCUAAAAAGCCUCUGUAUGAUUUCUAGAGAAUCUAGCUUGUGUCUGAAUGUGGUAUCUCAAAAUGUAGCUUGGGGACAACAAUGGGAACACAGCUUAUUGUUUGCUUUUGGUGUUAGGUUUGGAUUGUAGCCUGAAUUGUCGUGCAUCUCGUGGUCUUUGAUUUCAGAAAGCGCCUGGUGAGGGCAGAGCACCAGGGGGAAGACACCUCUGUGCGCAAAGGCUUGAGAAUGGCCUGGGAUAGCAGCAUCGCCAGUCCCAGUUUCCUCAGUUCCUUCUUGGCAGACCCCACUAUAUUUUUUCCACAAAAUUCUCGUGAGCAGCCUUCCUUUUGAGGUAACAAAUAUCUAAGAGUCAGAAAUUCUCUGUUCAACAUGCUAUGACUUGAUUAUGUCAAGAUCAUUUUAAUUUCUUCCUUUUCUUAGAGGAAAUUUCCAUGCUUAAGAUGAGAGAGUUCGUUCCUUGUUAUUGAAACACUAAUGAAUUGAAACACAUUGGAGCACAUAAAAAAUUAAAAAUUAAGCUGAUUUCUGUUAAAUAGUUUAAAGCCCUUCCUUAAUACAAAGUAAGUUAAGCAUUGUAAGAUGAAGUUAAUUCAGAUAAUUACUCAGGAUAGGAGUCUAACUAUAUAUAUCAUUGGUAUUACAAUUUAAUGAUGUCGUUAAAUUCUCAGAAAUCUGCAGAACUGCUCUAAUUUGGUUUCUCUCUUUAUUUAACCAGACAAAGAACAAAUAUAUGUCAGUGUGUAGCUUAGCAGAGGGGACAUGAGGGGGUGAAAUUAUUGCCUUAAUUGUUGAGAACUACUCAGUUCUGGGCUUGAAUUUCAUCACCACAUUCAAAUAAGCUUCAUUAUGUAGCAUAAUAUUGCCAUAUGUUAAUAAUUACCAUUGCAAUUACUUACUAAAAGGCUUGAUUCUUUAACUAAACAAAAAUCAGUAAAACCAUAUAUUUGGUCCCAAAGCCUCUGAUCAGACAACUAGAGGUGUGGGUUUGACAGCUGCCCAGAAUAACUUUGUUCAGUCAAGUUAAGAAGCCAGUGACUUUAGUUAUCACCAGGGAAGCUCUUUUUUUCCCAUUAGCCUUAUCCUCUCAUUUGUUUUCUUUAAACUGUUUAAAUAGUUGUACAUACCUGAAAGUACAUGGAUGAAAGGAGUAUACAGCAGAAAUGAACCUGUUUUGUAUAUAAAAAUUAAAAUUGUUUAAAAAUAUUAAACCAGUGUAUAAUCACUUUUCUUCAAAACAGGUGAAUUAACCCCAGUGAUAUACAGCCAAAAUACCUCCACUGAACAUGCUAUUUAAAAUCAUAUUUAUUUGUUAGAGGCAUUUUUUCCUCCUUGAAGAAAUUCUGAGGUUUUGAACACUGUUAAAACCAUCAGAGGAGCUCUGUGUUUGAAUUGUUGGUCCUAAAGAUUUUACGUUUGGAAAAAAGUGUGUAGGAGGUUGUGAUUCACUUGGCCCCUAAGAUUUUGGGGCUGUCUUUCUAUUACAGAUAUGUUCUUCCCUCUUCUCUCAAUUGUGAGCUAAGAUAGACCCCUCUUGUGAGGGUUAAAGUAUGUGACCUUGACUCCUUUCCAGAGAAUCUUGACAUUUCCCAAGUGGUUUGUUUCCAUUUUCUAAGUGGAUCUAGUCCUUGUUUCAUCACUGAAUGACGUCCUGGGCCGAUUCUCUCUACACUGCCUUUUAUGACAAGAUCCCACACCUCUCUGCUUGCUUGUAAAUAUAUUUCCCUUUGGAUCCUGUACAUAAUUUUUCAGGAGCCUUUCAAUAUCAGGGUAGAAGAAUACAUUUGGAUAGCUGUGUAUGAAAUGCUGAGAACCACUGCAAUCUGUGAGUAAAACCCAUUUCUUCUUCGUGUUUUGGCCAUGGCAGCACGCCGAGCAGCCUCACCAGCAGAAGAGCUGUCCUGCCUGGCUGUGGCCUGGACUGGGGAUCCAGGGACAGCUUGAUGAAUGGGGCCACAAGCUGCAAACCCUGGGUUCAGGCUGCUGCUUUGCCACUAAUUGGCAUGUGUGUGUGUGUGUGCUUCAAGACAAGUCACUUGAUCUCCCAGGCCUCAGUUUCUUUGUUUGUCGAGUAAAAUUAUCUCUCCUAUUUUAAGUCCUGUAGAACCCUGAGGUGAAUACACGACUCCCAUGCAUUAAUUCUUCCAUCCAUUUAAAAACAGGUUCUUGACACUGGACACACACUGGAAUUACCUGGGUAGCUUCUAGUUAAAUCAGAAUCCUUGAGAUUUGGCCUGAGUCUUGGAAGUUUUAAAAGCUCCUCAAAUAAAGACUCUCAUAAGAAGCCAUAGUUAAGAAUGAUUGUUUAAAAAUCAUAGGCUGUGUGUGUGUGUGUGUGUGUGUGUGUGUGUGUGUGUGAAAUACUGGAUGUCAAAAGAGGCAGGGUAUGCUAAGAGCGGAGACUCCUCAGGAGAGAGGCUUUCUGCAGAUCAGAAGUUUACUACUUUUAAUGAAUGGGAAAGGCUUUGGUUACAAAGUGUCAGCAUGCAUACAUUUUAAUCAUCCAAAGAGAUGAGUUUUGCUUUCUCCUUGACGUUGCUCUAUGCUCAUAAUAUUGCUUUACACCAGACACAUCAGAACACAGCUCCAAUCUCUGCCAGCACUGAGCAAUUGCUACCCUCAUACAGAAGAGGAGUUUUUAAAGCACCUAAAUAAUUGUCUAGGAUUUGCCUUUGAUCCAUGAUCAUUAAUAUCAUUAAUAAUCUCUAAAGAAGUGCGUGUGAAUCUUGAGUCCACGUUUGGCAGGGCAGUGGAAGAGUGAAGGCUUUUAAAAUAGCUUGGCUCAGAAAGUGCAUCUGAAAUGACCCUGUGGGAAAAAUCAGGAGAAUUUCUUGUCUCCAAAGGAUUACCUAGGAUGAGAUGCUGACCUUGUAUUUAGUUCAGUUACAUUUCUUUUAAAACCUCAUUCAUUACCCAGCCUGAUUUAUGUUGGGGGCUGUGGGAGGUGGUGUACGGUUUUCAUAUCUGUGUUUUGUUUUUUCCACAGUUCCCUAAAGAUCAUAACAUAUCCAUGCUUCUUAAAAAAAAAGAAAAAGACCAGCUUCUUCAUGAGAUUUACUACAGAUUUUCUUGCAGAAACUAGAGCUGAAGAAUUCUCUCCUCUUCAGGCUUCUAAGGCGAUCAAACCCCAGAAGGCCGAGUGCACAGGGUGAGCAGAGCGCUGACCUCUGCCGGGGAGAGGUCAGUUCCGCACACAAGACUCAAAAGGGAGGAAGAAAAAGCAAGGCCUCAGCAGGGAGUUUGACUUGCUUUAGGGCAGAAGAGAUUUUAUAAAUAAGUUCCCAGUCUCCCACGCCCUCUCACCAGCUCUUCUAUUACUAGUCCUGUCUCUGUGCUUACACACAUGCUCACAGGGACACACGCACACAGAUGCACUUACUUCCACUCACUGCCUUUCACCCCUCUCUCCACCUGCCCCCUGGGACUGUGGACUUACAGACCCUGCUCCGGAGGAGGCAGGUGAUGGGUUGACAGGGGAUUUUUCUAGACCCAGUGGCUCUUCAAGGCCUUUUCUGUUCCUGCUUAACAUGCUCAGCUGGUGAGAAGCAUGCAGAGAGUUCUUUCCCAAACCCACUCUGGGUGCCUGGGACGAUUAAUACCAGCCCACCCAUUCCUGAUGUCAGAAGGAGAAGGUGGAACGGUCAGUCAGGGUGACUUCCAGCCUUGAUGUGGCCGACUAGGCAUUUAGGAUGGGUUCCAGUAGGAGGAGCCUGGAAGGUCCCUCUGUGUGAUGCCAGAGUCAACCAGGGCUCAUGAAACGACAGCCCUGCCCUGCUGGGUAUAUUCCCCUUAUAAGGCUUUCCUGAUGAGCCUUUUCCCAGUGCCUUCUGCUCAGCCCGGUGACCCUCCAGAGCAGAAUGUAGGCUGCCUGGGCAGAGCCUGGGGCGUCUGGAGAAGUGCCAGUGGGUGCUCUCCAUGAAAAGUGCCCACUGAUCGAAAAGCACCUCAAAAGAGCUUUUGGCAUCUGAGCUGCAGGGCAUUUGCUGCUGGGGUUCUUGUUCUGAUGCUAAGAAGAAUCUCUCGCUGGAAGAACUUUCUGGAUCUCCUGUAAAAUCUCUAUACAGGCUCAGAGAUAGGCAGACUGUCCAUUCAUCUGUGGACUUUCAAUAUCAUAUCAGCCUUGCUUUCUCUUGAAGAUAGUAUUUCUCAUACUGGUUUAUCAAAUUGCAUUGUUCUGGGUCCUGGUUGUGGAAAUGAUUUGGGCUGUUAUCUUUUAGGUUCAUAAGGUCUGCUUUCAGGUCCUGGUAAUAUUUUAGAAAAGCUCACUGCACUUGAGAAAAACCUGAACUUUCUGCCCCAGGCUGUGCAUGUUCGUCUAGGCCAGCUGCCCCACAUAUGAAGGCAAACUUAGAAAGAGAAGAUGGUAUGAGAGAAAGUUGGGCUUGAUACUUAGUUCCUUCUCAGUCCAGAGGAAAUGGCCAUUGCGCAGUGAGGACAACCCGGAGGGACGGUCAUUGUAGGAAAAGACUGCUUGGGGGGAGGGGCCAUUACAAAAUAUUUCUGAGAGGUCCAAUCCACCAAAAAGCUCAUCCAGAAAGCAAGGCAACCAUUAUCAGAUUUCAUAAGGGGAGAAACUGGCCCGAGACUGUGUGUCCUGGAGUUGUCCCAGACCAGGCACCUGAGCUUACCCAGCUAAGCUUAUCUUACCUGGGCAUGGCCCUAAUUUAUAAAGUGGUGGGGAGGAUGGAUAUAGAAGAAAGACCACAGUUGUCUCUUGAACAACAUGGGGUUGAACUGCACAAGUCCACUUGUACAUGUAUUUUUUUCAAUAGAUAUACUGGGAAAUUUUUUUGAGCUUUGCAACAUUCUGAAAAAACUCUCAGAUGAACUGCAUAGCCUAGAAAUAUUGAGAAAAGUAAGAGAAAUAUCGUGAAUGCAUGAAAAUAUGCAGGUACUAGUCUAAUUUUAUCAUUUACUACCAUAAAGUGUAUAUAAAUUGAUUAUAAAAAGUUGAAAUUUAUGAAAACUUACACACAUGCUUACUCUUCAUUGGCACCAUUCAGUUGAGAGAAAUGUAAGCAAAUGUAAAGAUGCAAUAUUAAGCCCUAACCGCAUAAAAUUAACUGUUGUACAUAAUACUGUACUAAUUUCAUAACCACCUCCCGUACAUAUUGCAGUGAGCUCAAGUGUUGUGAGCAUCCACCUAAAAUGCCAUGUGAUGCUAACUGUUUCCACAGAAGCAGUUUGUCCAGUAAAAAGUGGUCUCCCAUGGUUCUGUCAUAUUUAUCACUGCAUUUAGUAUAAUACUGUAAGCCUUACAUAACAAAACCCACAGGGCACACACAUAGUGCCACUAGUGAGCUGGAAGCACUCCCAAGAAGCAGAGAAGAGUCAUGACAUUACAAGAAAAAGUUGAGUUGCUUGAUAUGUACCAUAGAUUGAGAUCUGUAGCUGUGGUUGCCUCCCAUUUCAAGAUAAAUGAGUCCAGCAUAAGAACAAUUUUUAAAGAAGAAAAAUUUAUUCAGCCCUCACUACAGUGAAGCCAGCAGGCAUGGAGGUAUUUGCACUUUUUGCAAAAUACCUUUUUCUUGUAUCAAAAAUGCAGCUUUUAUGUGGGGACAGGAUCUCUGUAAGAAAAGUAUACCUAUAAAGUCUUAGGAGGUUCCAGAAAAAGUGAAGUCACUAUGUGACACCUUAAAGGAAGGUGAAGGGGCUAAUGCUGGAGAACUUCACACCAGCAAAGGAUGGUUUGAUUAUUUUAGGAGGAGAUUUGCCUUAAAAAUGUCAAGACAGUAGGAGGAACAGCUUCAGCCAACCAAGAAACAGCAGAUCUGUUAAGAAAAUCAUUGAGGGGAAAGGAUAUCUGCUCGAAUAAGUGUUUAAUGCAGAUGAAAGUGCCCUGUUCUAGACAUAAAUAUUACAAAGGAUAUUUAUUAGUAAGAAAGAGAUGCAAGAACCAAGAUUUAAGGCAAGAAGGGAUAGACUAACUCUACUGUUUUGUACAAAUACAAUCAGGUUCAUGAUCAGGGACUACCCUUACAUACAGAGCUGCUAACCCCUCAGCCUUGAAGGUGGAAGAUAAAUACUAGCUGCUCAGUCUUUUGGUUGCAUAAGAAGGCCCAGAUGAGAACACUUUUUCUGGAAUGGUUCCAUUGAUGCUUUGUCCCUGAAGUUAAGGAAGCACCUUGCCAGUAAGGGACAGCCUUUCAAAGUUUUUUGAUAUUGGACGAUGCCCCUGGCCACUGAGAACCCCCUGAAUUCAACGCCAAAGGUGUAGAAGUGGUCUACUUGCCCCAAACACAAUGUCUCUAAUUCAGCCUCUGACUGGGUUCUAAAGACCUUUAAGGCUCAUUUCAUAUGGUAGUCUAUGGAAAGGAUUGUCAGUGCUGUGGAAGAGAACCUGACAGAACAUUGUGAAAGUCUAUGCCAUCAUUGGUAUAGAAAAAGCUGUGGAAGCCAUCAAGCCUGAAACAAUACAUUCCUGAUGGAAAAAAACACAUCCAGAUACUGUGCGUGAUUUCACAGGAUUUAAGAUAAAGCCAAUCAAGGAAAUCAGAGUGUGGAUAUGACACACAAAAAAAGUGAUGGUGAAGGGUUUCAAGAUACAAAUCUUGGAGAAAUUCAAGAGCUAACAGACACCACACAGGAGGAAUUAACAGAAAACAACUUGAUGAAGAUAAGCACUUUCAUACCGGCGCCAGUCAAUGAGGAAGACCUAGAAGCAGCUGUGCCAGAAAACAAAUUGACAGUAGACAGUUUGGCAGGAGGAGGGUUCUGAUUAAUCAAGACUUCCCCGGACUUCUUUUAUGACAUGGACCCUCUAUGAUACGGGCACUGAGACUAAAGCAAAUGGUGGAGGGAGGAUUGGUACCGUAUUGCAACAUUUUUGGAGAAAUGAAAAAAACAAGUCAGACAGAAAUUACCAUGUAUUUCCAUAAAAGUUACCCUACGUGUGCCCCCCUCUCCUGCCUUCCACCCCUCCACCUCUUUGCGUCUGCCUCCCCUGAGACAGCAAGACCACCCCCGCCGCUGCCUCAGCCUGCUCAACAUGAAGGCGAGAUGAAAGCCUUUCUUUUACAAUGAUCCACUUCCACCUAAUGAAAAGUAAAUAACCACCAUGCCAUACAGGUAAUAAACUUAUGUGUAUGUGUGUGUCUUCAUGUGAAAAUGUAGUAAUUGUACAGUAAGAACCUUGUUACCUUUUUGUGUCAUUAUCAUCAUCACCUAAGUAUUCAUCAUGUAGUACAUCUUGUGUGAGGCGUGUAUGCAAGUGGACAGCCUAUUCUUACAUAGACAUAAGGUGAGUGAUAUUUAAUAGAAAAUAAUGUGUCAGUUUUCUUAUUUUUUAGUUACUUUGCUUUCAUAGAACUUCAUUACAGCCUUGCUUCUCUCUCAUAAUAGGAGAAGCUGCAUAUCAGCCUAUCAUCACAGUAAGUGGGUUCUAUUUUAGUGUAAUGUUUCUCAGACUAUAUUACAAAUAUGACUAUAAUACUGUAUACCACAAAAAUUUUGUAAUGAUUCAUUCAUUAGUGUAUAGGCUAGGCUAUCGUGAAGCAAUCGGUUAUCAGUUAUACUAGGCUACCAUAAAGCAAUCGUAUUGCUGCUGCUUUGUUAUCAAUGCAUUAAUCAUAUCUGUAAAUAAAUAUGAAUUUCUC